AUGAAGAAACAGGUUUAUGGGGAUCGUUCUAGUCAACAUCCUCAGUGUGGAAAGUGCAAUAGGAGGCACUAUGGGAAUUGCUCAUUCGAUGCAAAGAAGUGUUUCAAGUGUGGAAUGACGGGUCACUUUGCGAAGUAUUGUACAACCCCAGAUGUUCCGGAAAAGACUAAAGGACGUGUUUACACCUUGGAUGCUAGGAAGGCUCAAGGAAACACCAAUCUUGUUGCUGGUACGUGUUAUGUCAAUAAUCAACCCUUGUUUGUGCUAGUUGAUUGUGGAGCAACACAUUCUUUUAUUUCUUAUCCUUGUGUACGGAGGCUUGGUUUUGAGACAAGUCUUCUUCCUAAUCCUAUGAUUAUCUCGUCGGCUACUGACGAUGUGGUAGAAGCUCGGGAAAUUUGUAGGGAGUGUUUUAUUACCUUCAAUGGUCGUAGAUUCUUGAUUGACCUUAUCUGUCUACCGCUUAAGAAGAUCGAUGUAGUACUGGGUAUGGACUGGUUGUCGGCUAACUCGGUGUACAUUGGUUGUAAGGAGAAGUCUAUCUUCAUCCCUGCUCGGGAGACUACACCAACCAGUGCCAUUGAACAUCUUUUUGAAGGUACGGUUAACAUAAUCAAUUACCUUUUUACUCAAGAGAAGUCUUUCCUUUUGGUUCAUACGUCGGACUCCAAUGACAAGAAGAGUGUAUCGGAGAUUCCAGUUGUGUGUGAAUUUUCCGAUGUAUUUCCCGAUGAUGUUACUUUUCUUCCGCCGGAAAGGGAAGUUGAAUUCUCUAUUGAUCUUGUUCCGGGUACUGCUCCAGUUCGAUUGCCCCUUAUCGAAUGUCUCAUGCAGAGCUUAGAGAGUUAA
Vicia villosa (hairy vetch) is the source of this 849-nucleotide messenger RNA. RefSeq lists its product as uncharacterized. Gene Ontology annotation, molecular function: zinc ion binding; nucleic acid binding. The transcript has a single exon. Bases 1 to 849 code for a protein of 282 amino acids. Lineage: Eukaryota; Viridiplantae; Streptophyta; Magnoliopsida; Fabales; Fabaceae. The record is from RefSeq and is a predicted model, not a curated record.